GGCCGAGCUGAUGUCCAGUCAGUGUGAAGCCCAGCGAGCCGCCCUGGAGCAGAUGGCCAUCAAACUGAGCAGCCUGCACUACCCCCCCUCCACCAGUAGGAGGCUCUCCAGUCAGCUGGCCAGGAGCAACAGUCUGCAGGAGUUUGAGGUCGAGUACCAGGAGCUUUGGCAUUGGCUCAUGGACAUGGACGCCAUGGUAACAGACAGCCACCAGCUGCUGAUGUCAGAGGAGCAGAGACAUCAGCUCUUCAAGAGCAGCCACGCCGAGCUGAUGAUGAUGGAGAGCAGGAAGGCCGGCCUGCUGGGCCGAGCCGAGUCUCUGAAGAGGAGCGGCGUUGAACUACCCAGCAACUUCCACCACAGGAUGCACAACCUGACACACACAUGGAGACAGCUGGAGAAAAUCCUCUCUGAGCACUCAGCACCCAGUUCUUCCCAGCAGAACCAGUCAGCCAACACGCCCUCUCUGCUGGGCAGCGGUGGAGGCGUCCCUGUGCAAAACCCUCGCUCGGCCCUGUCCCCGCUGACCAACUUGCUCCUGGAGCAGCUGGAGGCUCGUAUUAAAGAGCUGAAGGCGUGGCUGCGAGACACCGAGCUCCUCAUCUUCAACUCCUGCCUCCGACAGGACAAAGACGCCUCAGAGCAGCUGCAGAGCUUCAAGUCUCUGUGUUCGGAGGUACGAGCCCGACGCAGAGGAGUGGCCUCUGUCCUGAAACUCUGCCAGAAGCUGCUGCAGCAGAGCCAGUCGGGCCCCAUGGCGGAGGUCGGCCCAGAGGCGGAGCAGCACCGAGAGGCCCUGCAGCUGCUGUCAAUCAACCUGGAGAGGAGGUGGGAGGCGAUCGUGAUGCAGGCGCUGCAGUGGCAGAACAGGCUGAAGAGAGAGCUGGGAGAGCAGCAGGUUCCUGGGAACUUUCUUGAACCGGGUCUAGUUGACCUCCACCACAUCAGCCCAGUCCCAGCUGGUCCAGUGGCACCAGCUCCAGAUGACUCCUGGGAAUGGGAUGAAACAGAUAUGACAAUCACAGAACCGGAGCCACAGCUAGUACCAGAACCUGACCUCACACACAACCUCCCCACAGAACCAGACCUGCCCUCAGACAGUGGUCUGCCUAAUGGGAAUCAGCUCGAUGGGACUCAAACCCCUGUCUCAGCCAGUCACUGUCCUGACAUGAUGUCCAGUAUGAGUGGGUCCUCACCAGAGGCUCAGCCCAGCGUUACCUCCCAGACUCUGCCCCCUAACACCAAUCACAUCUACCAGGUGUACAGCCUCCAUAAUGUUGAAUUCUGCAGACAGCCGCAGUUUCCUCAUGUUCCUUCCUUGCUGUACAAAACCAAGUCAGGAAACCAGAAACAGCAUCUCCUGCUAAAGAGCCUGAGUAAGGACUCCUCAUUCUCCUCCAUCGAAUCCCUUCCGGACUUCCUGGGAGGUUUGAUGUCAAACCACCAAGGUGGAGAUAGGAUCGCUGGAUACAAGGAUGAAGAGAGUGAGCGAGAGGGUGGCAGAGGACGCGGCCAGUCGGCAAACAGUCGGCGGUCAGAGUGCGAGAGCGGGAUUGUCAGUGAUACAGGAGAGACAGAGAUGAUGACAAUCACCUCUGAAACCCAGGGAGUAGACGAGGAGGAGGAGGAAGAGGAGCAGAGGAAGGACGACACUGAUGUGGCUCUGUACAAAAACACUGACACAAAGUACAACCAAAGAAUCAAGACAGUGGAUAACAAGGAGAAAGCAUGGAGGAGGGAUGGCAGCCAGGAUGAAUGCAGGAGAAACAGAGAGGAGGAGAAAGGGAGAAGGCACAGGAAGGGGGGAGGUGUGGCAGUCGAGAUCUUGAUCAACGGGCGUGGGAUCUUGACUCCUGCUGACUCUGACUCUGACUUAGAGGUGGGAGGACUCAGCACAGAGUCCUCCAAGCCCUUCGUGGUUUGCAAUGACAUCACUGAAUUCACUCUUGACCAGUUUAACGGUUUGGCGACUCCUCCCAUUCUUAGCCGCCGGGCAUCAAGUCCAGUAUUGUCUCAGAGCUCCUCUCUGGAGUCCCUGCUGGCCCUGGGUGUGGAGUUAUUCCCCUUCAAAGACCCUCUGCAGCGUAGCAGCUCUCUGGAGAGCGGCCUGGCCCCAUGUCGCGCUGCUGAAGGGGAAGCUGGAGGCAGCCUGAGCAGCCUCGGGGACCUGGACCUGGGGCAGAGCAGACAGGUGGAUGGAGGUGAACCAGGAAAGGAGAAGAUCAGUCAAUGUUUGCAGGGAGAGCCGUCCUCUGGGGAGCUAAGCCGGAGAACCCUUGAUCUUCUGAAACGUCUGGAGAAAAUCCAGAGUCCUCUGGCAGUGAAGAUGACCCGAAGUGUUUCUGACAUGACGCUUCGGAGCAGCUCCCCACAUCGGAGCCACCUCCCCGCCUCCCCCUCUCUAGGUGGCCGACACUCCCCUCUUUCUGGAAUUUCAGACUCUUCGCGCAGGGGACCACCUUCGCUGAUCAACGAGAGUUCAGCAACAGCGUCGCUAACUGAGCUGAGCAGCACCGAGGACUCAUCUCUGGGGUCUGAAGAUUUUGCCAUGCUCCAAAAUCAACGGCACCUUUGCCUGGAUCCCAGUAUGGCAGCAAAUGUCAACUCGAGCUCGCAUAGGAAACGUUGUCGUGGAAACAUCCGAGGAGGGCAAGUGAUGGAUGAAGCAGAUGCAACGAGUUUGAGCAUGGUGGUGAACGUGUCUUGUACAUCGGCAGGCACUGAUGAGGAUGAGGAUGAAAGUGACCUGCUGUCCUCUUCCACGCUCACGCUCACUGAGGAGGAGUUUGGCGUCCGUGACGGAGAGGACCAUGAGGAGGAGAGGUUAAGCGGAGCCUCUUCUGCUAAUGAGGAUGAUGAUGAAGAGGAGAUGGAGGGGUCUUAUGUCCUGGGGAUGGAGUACAUGAAGAAGGAGCUGCAGAGCUGGAUCCGAUCUGCUCGAACCUCCUCUGCCUCCUCACUGAAAACAGAAGCAGGCCUCCGGGAUGAGCUGCAAUGUGGAACCCACCUGUCCGACACCUUCACAUCUUCCUCUCAGCACAAGGAGCAGCACUGUUUUCUAAACCACGCAGCUGCAAAGUUACUAGAAACCAACACUAAUAUUAGCAACACCAACAUGAAAAGAGAUCAGACAGAACAGGAGGAGGAGAACCGGAGAAAUGCAACAAGAAGCUACAUCAGCCAGUUUGUGGACGACGUAGAGAAUGGAAAUGUGGACCAGAGCUGUUUAAAAGGGAGAGAUGAAGAUGAUGAACUCCUCAGAGAGGAGUCGAGUGUGUUCACAAAGAAAGGAGAGUCACUGAGGGAGCUGUACGUGUUUGCCAAAACAGGAGAAUCAGUGCAGGACGUCAGCAACUUGACAGUGGACACAGAAUCAAACUCAGCAGAUCAGCUUUCUUCAGCAGCACCCUGUGAACGUCCCUUCCCAUCCAAGCAUGCUUCCUCUUUGGUGGGACAGCUGAAGUGGGAGCUGCCCUGCCACAGCUCCUCCCUUCCCUCACCUCCUUCUCUCUCACCAGUUGAGGACUGUAGAUCCCACGAUGCCUUGCGCCACGGCGGGAGAAAGGCCAUCACCAUCCAGGAAAAGUUCAAAUUCUCGUCUUUUGUGACAGAGCAGACAAGGACGGAGGUAAUAGACAAAGAAUCAUCGCUGCCUCCCAAGAAGCGGCACAGUUCUCACUCCUGCUGCAGCCACCCUCCCUCCCCCUCCUCCCUCCCUCCAUGCAGUGUAGACGAGGGAAAGAAAGAGAAUGUGCAUGAGUUUGUCAUGGAGAUUAUUGACUUGACCUCACUGGCACUAAAGAGCAAAGAGAAUCAGCCCAAAGAACCGGACCAGACUGAGACCGGCAGGUCCAACCCAGACCAAGGGCCGACGUCACUGGCACAUAUCAGAGACAAGGUCUUCGAACACUCCCACCGACCGCUUCACCUCCGUAAGGGAGACUUCUACUCCUACCUCUCUCUCUCGUCCCAUGACAGCGACUGUGGCGAGGUCAGUCAGUGCUCCGAGGACAAGAGCUCCACUCCGGUGCCCUACAGCAUUCCGUGUUACGUCACGCCGACACAAGGCCUCCACAGCCCCAGCCCUGAGCUGUUUACAAGCUCCGGCUCAGCUCAGGCUUCCAGACGCUCCUCUCCCAACCUUGAGACCAAGAACAGCUUCUGUGCUCUUGAUCUGAGGUCUGAUAACCAGACUCAUGAACACACAGGAGAACCAGUCAGCCCCGCUCUGUCCCUGCCCCCCAGCCCAGACAUCAGGGAGGAGGAGACCCUAUUUCCGACCUGCACUGAGGAGGUGUACCUGGGUCCACCUCUCUGCUACAGCAUGGCGCUCACUAAGAAACCCCAGAGGGACCUGCUGAAGAAGGAUGUGGAGUAUCUGUCCUCCCUGGAUCCUGCCGCUGUGGCACACUCGCCUUGUUCAAAACCAAAGCAUAGUCUUCAGUGUUUGUCUCAAGAGGCGCCCAGUUCUGAACCAGGUCACAGUCUGAGCUAUUUGUCUCCCUCAGAGGAGUUUGCGUUGGACAGAAACCAGGAUCAGGUGUAUUUCCAAAGGUCCAGUCCCACAGUGACAGCAGACGAGGCAUACAGCUCCUCCUCUCCUUUCCUGGAGCGCUGUUACAGCUCAUUUUCCACCUCCUCACCCUCAGUGAGUUUCUCCGCCUCCCUCCAGGGGCCCGGCUCCAAACCUAAAGAUGACAGCUCUUCCUCUCCUCCUCUCUCCUCUGGCGCUGUGGAAGUGAAGCGAGGUGAGGACCUGUACCUCCUCUGUGAUGUCGCUAGAGGAGAAGUCGCGGUCGCUGGGAGUGUCAGCGUGCCGCAGGAGGAGAGGAGUCGUAAUGAGGGGUCUCCUUAUCUUAAUCCCCGUGCGCCUGUCGCCCCGAUAGACUCCUCCGCAGCUGAAUGUUUGGCAGAUACUAAAACGCUUGAAUCCAAUAUGGGCGCCGUAAUGACCAAGAUAAGUGUCUGCAGCUCCGCUACAAAUCCCUCAAAAGAGGCAGCCACCACCGCCACGCGUAUUAAUCCCAAAAUUAACUGCUUGGCGAUGAGAGAGGCUGAUAGGGAGGAGGGGGAGAGGCGAAGAGAGGUGGAUACUCGGCGGGAGAAGCAGGAGGAGAAGGGGAGGAGAGGAUGCAGGGGCUCGCAGCAGGAGGUGAAGAAGCAGAGUCAGAUGAGCUCUCAGUCGGCUGUCAGUCACACCCCCAGACCAGCCCCGGGCCAGAGCCAGGCCUCAGUGAGACUCGCCUCGAGGACGGGGACGGUUAGAAGGCUGCCUGUGCUGGGGGCAGGGACCUCCAGGAUCCAGCUGUGAAGGAGCUCGCUCCGUCUCCCCUCUGCUCUGCUGAUCUGUCCUCUGGGCUUCACCUCUGCAGCCGCCUCCCUGUCUGCUCACGGAGCUUUUCACUCCUCUGAUUUCCCCACUGUCACUGCUCUAACUGAGCUGCUCUGUUGAACGCUGGACUGAGAGCUGACUGUCAUUUCAGGCUGACCUUCAGAGGGAUGCUGUGAUCGGACCCAACAUGCUUCAAAGGGACAAUGAGCCUGCUUUCAGGGGUGAACCUGGAAGUUUCUGAGUGAUGGUGAAGCAGCUUCUAGGGGCUGGCUGAGCAUAGCUUUGAGUUUUUCUGUGCACAGUGAAUUUACAAACAGUUGGAGAUUCAGAUUUCAGGUUAGGAAGAAAAAGAUGUGGUGAAAUUAUAUCCAUCAACAAUUUACAUAUGAUUAUCAUGAUGAUGCUGUAUUUGGGCUACACUGCAAAAAAAAAAAAAAAAAAA
Molecule: messenger RNA, 5774 nt
Organism: Monopterus albus (swamp eel)
Lineage: Eukaryota; Metazoa; Chordata; Actinopteri; Synbranchiformes; Synbranchidae
Gene: akap6
Product: A kinase (PRKA) anchor protein 6
Exons: 10
Coding region: 11-5311 (1766 amino acids)
Source: RefSeq, a predicted model, not a curated record